Messenger RNA from Doryrhamphus excisus (bluestripe pipefish), 915 nucleotides. The record is from RefSeq and is a predicted model, not a curated record. Lineage: Eukaryota; Metazoa; Chordata; Actinopteri; Syngnathiformes; Syngnathidae.
AUGGCUUUUGAAGAUUCAUGCAAUUACAAGUGUGUGAAGGAAGCCAUUUUGACCAAAUAUGAAAUAAAUGAAGAUGUGUAUCGUCAGCGGUUUCGAGAGCCUGACAUCCAGCCAGGAGAGACGCCGCGGGAGCUCUACAACCGCCUUAAAGACUUGUACCACAAAUGGAUGCAGCCAGAGAAGAAGACAAAGGAGCAAGUGGGUGAAGUCCUCGUCCUAGAGCAGUUCUACCGUUCACUGUCACCGGAGCUGAGAGUCUGGGUUAAGGAGCGAAACCCAGCUUCUGGACAGCAAGCAGCGGCGUUUGUAGAGAACUUCCUCUCUGCCAGCCGUGGACCAAAGACUUUCAGGUUUAACCCCCCUAAGGGCAGCACCUUGCCGGGUAAGCCAGUGAGUUCGGGUAUACGUGGUGGUCCGGUUCAGGUGGGGGGAGCCUCUAAGCCUGGAGAAGACAAUAUUAACUUGAGCAAGGCUCAGCCUUUCACAAAGGGUCUUGUUUGUCUUCACUGUGGUCAGGAGGGGCACAGAAAGCCUGACUGCCCUGCUAGAAAAGCUAAAAUAACUUAUUUUUGCACUGUUCCCCGGCAAGAAAGGGAGGAGGCUCAGGUGGAGGGCAAACGGCAAAUUACUGAGGUUCAAGUUAAUGGGGAACCAGCAUUAGCCUUAUUGGACACGGGAAGUGUGCAAACCCUUGUCAAGUCCUCAGUUUUGAAAGGUCAGUGCCAGUUUACGGGGCCAGGCCUGGACAUCUCUUGUGUUCAUGGGGAUCACCGCAUUUACCCGAUGGCCAUAGUGUAUAUCGAGGUGGCAGGCCAGAUGUACCUGUUGUCCGUUGGUGUUGUGGAAAACCUUGCUCAUCAGGUGAUUUUGGGUCAGGAUAUUCCAGUAUUGCCUGCUACGGCUAUCCUGGGCUAG